This is a messenger RNA of Medioppia subpectinata, 909 nucleotides long. The record is from the annotation of a GenBank genome assembly. NCBI's taxonomy places the organism in Eukaryota, Metazoa, Arthropoda, Arachnida, Sarcoptiformes, Oppiidae.
AUGAGUGUUAAACAAAUGCCAAAAGCACUCAAUCAAUCGACAGACGAUUUGAUGCUUUAUCUUAAUAACACUCAACUCGAAGUGAAUACACUUUUGCGAACAAAUUUCGAUCAAUUGGAACACGAAUUGAGUGAUAGUCUCGAUAAAAGUGGUUUAAUUGUCAAAAACAGAAUCGCUAUCCUCUCAGAAGCGGCCGCUUUAGACAAUUUGACAGAUAUUGUCUCCAAGUUGGGAUCUGUUUUGGAAGAUCUGAAGACUCUAUCGGGCGAAACGACUGAACUCCGAUUACUGACCGUUCAGUUGCAGUCAAGACUCUCUAGAAUUAAAGAAGAUUUGGAUAAGUUUCUGCAGCAAUGCAGAGACAGAGUGUGCACUGAAUUGAAAUUCAAAUACAAUAGAGUAAUGGAGUCGUUCUCAGUGUCCACUCGGAUCGACGAUUUGCCCGAUUUGUCGCCAUUAAUGCAAAAUAUAUCUAAUUUACUGAACGCUAAUAUAGUUAAUGAAAUUAGGAAAGGAAAGGAGGCUUUCGAUGAAAUUAGUUUCAAAAUCCAAGCGACUGUUAAUCACACGAUUCCCGACAUUAAGAAACAGAUUAGAGCCGUAGGUUUGGAUUUGGGUUUAGUGGCCGACGAUAUUAACCAAGUGUUGAGACGACCGUUCGCUGAUUUGGCUAAAGUUAAAUCCAAUGUCUAUACGGGACAGACUUAUAUCGAGAAAUACGAGAUCUAUCGAUGGUACGCCUGUUUGGCCGGCGCUUCCAUACUAUCCCUAAUACUCAUUCUCUAUUCAUUUGGAUUGUUAUGCGGUGUCUGUAAUCAACAGCCGACUCGUCAUAACUAUAAGUGGCGUUCAAAGUCUUCGUCGCGUUUCUUCUGUUGUGGAAUUGUUUUAGUGGUCUUAUUGUUCUUC